Psilocybe cubensis is the source of this 606-nucleotide messenger RNA. RefSeq lists its product as uncharacterized. Gene Ontology annotation, cellular component: core mediator complex; mediator complex. Bases 1 to 606 code for a protein of 201 amino acids. Lineage: Eukaryota; Fungi; Basidiomycota; Agaricomycetes; Agaricales; Agrocybaceae. Gene Ontology annotation, molecular function: transcription coregulator activity. The record is from RefSeq and is a predicted model, not a curated record. Gene Ontology annotation, biological process: termination of RNA polymerase II transcription; regulation of transcription by RNA polymerase II. The transcript is spliced from 4 exons.
AUGUCAUCUCACUUUUACGAGGUCGCUCUCUUCGGAGAGUUCUACGCCCCAGAUCUCAAGCCAAUUCUCAAUCGCAUAACCCUCCACAGCGAAUCAUCUCAGCCUUUUCAGAGCAGAGAAGUCGUCUUUGAGCCUCUCGAUGCCGCCGCACAGAGAGACGCUGGCACAGAACCUAUUCUCUUGCGUGCAAAGAAAGAGAUAUCAGAUCCAAAUGCUCCCUGGGUCCUCUUUUCAUAUCUCAAGCCAGAAUCUGUCCGCGUCCACCCAGAGGCAACAGUCAGGCCCUGGGCAACUUGUCAGGUCGUCGGAGACGCGUUGAGUUUCGCUGCAGCAUUGGGCUAUGUCCGCCGAUCUCAGUUUUACAGACGAGGAUAUGCUUUUCGACGCGGUACUCUACUCAUCACUAUGGCUCAGCAGGAACAGCUUGAUCCCGCCACAGAAUUACCAGUGCGAGCUCACGCAGACACCCUUUGGGAAGUCGAGGUCAAGACAGCCGAACCUAUUCGCAAUACACAAGAAACUCCCUUGAACAAAGCGAUCGAAGCUGUCCUGCAAGUACAAUUGUUGAUGAAAGGUUUGUUGGACCUCCGUCGACAGGAUGUAUGA